AACGCUGCCACUGACUCUGGCACUGAGCUGCACUGGCACUGGCACUGAGCUGCACUGACUCUGGCACUGAGCUAACACUAAGCUGCACUGACUCUGACUCUCAUUUCACAAACUCUCUUUCAAUGGCCUCUGCUCUUCUAGCCGACUCUCCUCCAGAUAUUCAUCGCCUUUCUUUAGCUGUCGACCACCCGCCUUCUGCAUCUCCCUUCCCUUCCCCAGGCUCGCCCUUCUUACCUCCACCUACCAUCGGCUCGCACGAGUUUGCAUCUAAACCUUCUUCUUCCAGCCAGACCAUGUGCAAUAUUGACACCAAGACGUCUGCCAAGUCUCCAACUUUGAGCACGCAGAGCGAUGCUACAACCAUGCCUCUCUCACCCUCCCUCGAUGGAGGUGCCACUCCAACGGCCACUAUUGCAGCAAAUUCGCUCGCAUCCGCAUUAUCGCCAACUACACCCAGGCCCCAGUCCUCAUUUCAAAUCCAGCAGCAACCGCCAUCCACACCAGAGCAAUCACUCACGGUGCUCGUUGAUCCCCGUCGGGUAUCUCUAGCUUCUUCACGCCCUGCCCCUCCAUCCCCUGCCCUCUCCAGAAGGGCUUCGGCUGCUCUCUCUCGCCAAUCAUCAACCGCGAGAUCCAGGCGGCAGUCAAAAGCAAGUACUCUAUCUCAGCAGCCCGACCAUGACAAGGUCGCCUCUUCGUCUUCGGCUGCUACCAUUACUCAAGACUCGACUCCCUCUCGCCGUCGAUCUUGGAUAGUCAAAAUCCGAGACUUUGCCUUUUCUCCAUCCGAUGAGAGACAUGCAGGUCGAGGUCCUGAUGCUCCUCGACCUAACCGUGCACGGCAACGAUGGUCCACCAUGUCUUCCUCUUCAGAGUCUUCGUCGAGACAUAGCGACAUUGAUGAGGACGCAGAAGAUGAGCAGAGACAUUCCAGCUGGAGUCCAUUCCGAUGGAAUACAUUGAGCAAUCAUUUCAGUUGGGGCUCUCGUUCACAGAAUGAUGAUAUUGGAGGUCCCUCGCAUACCGAUUUUGAGAGAAAUUUUGAUGCGUCUUCACCAGUCGACGAGUCCACCGAUCAGCCAUAUCCAGAAGACGACGAUCAGGACGAGCUAGAAGACGAUUAUCCGAACGAGGAUGAACCCUUAGUACCAGGUCUAUAUCGUGCUCUCUAUGCUUUCGACCCGGAGGGGACAGCAGAGAUGGCGCUGGAGGAGGAACAGAUGGUGAGAGUUGUAGGAAGAGGUGGUGGGGUGGGAUGGGCGAUUGUAGAAAAGGAUGGAGGAGGUCAUGCGCUGGUACCAGAAAGCUACCUCGAGCUAGUCCAGGCAGAUGACGCUUGAUUAUAUUGAUACAUCGGACUUUUGUGCAUUAGUUCCUGAAAAGAGCAACAUGUUUUUUGUAUCGUAAAUUCUCGAAAUACCCUCGUGUUCUGAUAUUCGUUUGCAGGUCAUAGUAAUUAGGAAGUAUAUUGAUCACCAUGAUGAGGUAAACUACUUUUCAUUGUUCUGUCACGCCCCGCAAGACUUGUCUCCGGGCCCAUUCCCCGACGACUGAACGCUGCUCUCCAACGAUUGCUCUCCAUAAAAGUCUUCCAGAGUGCGACCCCAUAGCCACAAUGGUUCCGUCUUGGCACGAAGCCAGAGUUUCCUUGAUGGGUGAGGUGGCGCAGGGAUGGACUGAUCUGCAAAACCAUACGUUGCGACAUCCGGAGAUAUCGUCAAAGUUGCUUCCGUCUCUUCUAGUUUCUUCAUUGCGUACGAGACAACGAGAGACACUUGUUCGACCAUAAGGU
Molecule: messenger RNA, 1792 nt
Organism: Somion occarium
Lineage: Eukaryota; Fungi; Basidiomycota; Agaricomycetes; Polyporales; Cerrenaceae
Source: the annotation of a GenBank genome assembly